AUGUCUCUCAAGCGCAAAGAACCCAUGGAUGAGUAUUUCUCACUGCCAAAACUUCUGAUCUUCGCCCCACCACUAACAGUUAUUUUGCCCAAGCUACUACAUCAUCAACCACUGCUAAUCACGUCACACAGGAUCCUCAAGUCUCGCAUCAUCACAUUCGUCAUUGGCCCUGAAAAGGAGCAAUUCAUAGCUCACGAGUCCUCCAUAGCCGGUCUUUCCGAGCCUCUCCGUGUUCUAGUCACUGGAAACAUGAAAGAAGCCAUCGAGGCUAAGGUCACCUGGGAAGACGUGGAACCGGCUGUAUUUGUCAGUUUGAUGGAGUUUGCAUACAAUGGCAACUUUUCGACCCCAAAAUCAGAACAGCAAGGAAACCGCGGGGUGGAAGCUCCUGACUUGAAUGAAGAAUCAUGUGCGAAUGAGAGGGAAGACAAGAGAGACAAGGGAGACGCCAAGGACAAGGGAGACGACAGGGACGAGAGAGACGAUGAUGAACGACACAGACAGGGCGGAGAUUCGGGAAACCUCGACACCUGCCAGCCCACUGAUGAGGACACAACUCUGAUGAGCUGCUUGGAGGAAGACGACGACUCGACCUGGGAAGCAUGCGCAAACGGCAGGUUCUCGCACAAGCACUUUCGGCUCAAGCAUUUUCACCAGUUGAAAGACAGCCCGUCUAGCUUGGAUGUUGACAUUAUUCCUUAUGAUGUCAAGGCCUACAUAAUGACCGCAAAGCUUUACGUCAUAUCUGACAAGUACGACAUUGCGGCACUCAAGAGUCUUUGCCUUUACAAUUUCACCUACAACCUGGCUCACAUUAGCGGCAAGGAGGCCACUAUGGAUAUCCUGGCUGCUACUAUUCGAUACGUCCACGCACACACCAUGCCGAAAGACCAACUUCGAAAGUUGCUUUUGCGAUUCCUGAUCACGGAUAUGGAGUGGGCACUUGCCAACGAUAUAGUAAGGAAGAUGCUCGACGACAUUCCCGAGCUUGCUUCUCAGCUGAUACUCCUGGUGCCUUCCUACUACUGGGAGGAGCUCAAAGAUGGAAGUCUGCUUCCCAUUACUAUCGUGGCUACAGAGGACUCAUACUUGUGUGAGACAAAAUCAUUCAGCUCUGGAUCCAAAGGUAGUAUGGCGGAACCUGGAACUGCUGGCGGACCUGCGCCAACUUCUCCACCUCGAUCCCCAGAGGUCCCUGAGGUCCCAGAGGAGCCAGUGAAUGUUCCUGAAAACCUUCCUGAAGGUGCCAUUGAGCCUCAAGAAAAUCUCAAUGACGAGGCAGAAGGCUAUGAGUCGGCUUCCGAUACAGUUACCAAUGCUUCCACCUCGCUAUCAUCGUCCGUUCGAGACUUCAACUUCGAGAACAACCGACGAUAUCACAAGUACAAAGAGGGACGGUACACAUUUCCCAACGACGAUGCUGAACAAGAAAGAGAAGAUAUGAAACACGCAAUGGUAGUGAGCAUAUGCGGCGGCAAGUUGCAUACCGCGCCGCUUGAAAACCCUCAAAAGAUUCUGGAUAUAGGUACCGGCACCGGUAUCUGGGCCAUUGACAUGGGCGAUGAAUACCCGGAAGCUGAGAUCACUGGUAUCGAUCUGAGCCCAAUCCAACCCUCAUAUGUGCCGCCGAAUGUGCACUUCAUCGUUGAUGAUGUGGAGGCUGAAUGGCUGUAUCCGGAUAAUUCUAUCGACUACAUUCACCUGAGGCACAUGAGCCCGGCCAUCAGAGACUGGACGAAGGUUCUUGAUCAGGCAUACAGGGUUCUGAAGCCGGGUGGCUGGAUCGAACUCCAAGAGAUGUGGUGGUUUUACCACUGCGACGAUGGGACUAUGCCUGAGGAUUACGCCUUGACAAAGAUGAUCAAGCUCAUUUGGGACGGCCUCGAAAAGUUCGGCAUUGAUCGCAAUCUACCCAACUCUUACUCAGGACGAAUUGAAGAAGCGGGAUUUGUGAAUCAAGUGCGCGACAAAGUGAAGGUCCCAUUCGGGGGGUGGCCGAAACGACCUGACCUAAGAAUGAUCGGAUCGUAUUGCGCGGCAGUCGUUUAUGAUGGGCUAUACACUAUCAACCACGGGCCCUUGACGAAAGGCCUGGGCUGGACUACGGAGGAAGUUGAGGUCUUCCUAAUGGAGAUCCGAAAGGACCUGUUGAAUACGUCGAUCCACUCAUACGUCCACUAUGAGACCGUUGCGGGCCAGAAGCCAAGGGGGGAGAACGUAUGA
Colletotrichum gloeosporioides is the source of this 2223-nucleotide messenger RNA. RefSeq names its product Secondary metabolism regulator LAE1. Gene Ontology annotation, molecular function: methyltransferase activity; protein binding. The coding region runs from base 1 to 2223 and encodes 740 amino acids. NCBI's taxonomy places the organism in Eukaryota, Fungi, Ascomycota, Sordariomycetes, Glomerellales, Glomerellaceae. The record is from RefSeq and is a predicted model, not a curated record. The transcript has 6 exons.